This is a messenger RNA of Cuscuta epithymum, 889 nucleotides long. Lineage: Eukaryota; Viridiplantae; Streptophyta; Magnoliopsida; Solanales; Convolvulaceae. The record is from the annotation of a GenBank genome assembly.
CAAAAAAGAGGAGGAGAAAAAUAUUAUCAUGUCUUAUAAAUAGAGCUCGAAGGACAAACUAGCCACACGGUCCUGAAGAAAAUCCAAACCCAGAAGCCAUGGCUGGAGUCGAGACACUGCCAAAAGAAUACGGCUAUGUUGUAAUCGUCCUCGUUCUCUACUGUUUUCUUAACACGUGGAUGUCUUUCCAAGUCGGCAAAGCUCGCAAGAAGUACAACGUUUCCUAUCCGGCCAUGUAUGCUACGGAAGCUGAAAACAAGGAUGCAAAGCUCUUCAACUGCGUUCAGAGGGGACAUCAGAAUUCAUUGGAAUGGAUGCCGGUAUUUUUCUUGCUGAUGGGAUUGGGAGGAAUUAGGCACCCUUUGGUGUCUGCUUCCUUGGGAGCCUUUUAUAUCUUCGCUCGUUACGGCUAUUUCAAAGGUUAUUCCACCGGCAAUCCUGAGAAUCGCCUUACAGUUGGGAAAUACAAUUUCAUUGCGAUUCUGGGCCUCACGAUCUGCACACUAUCUUGUGGAGUGAAUCUUCUUACCUCAUCAUGAGAAAGGGGUGUUCGGCUGCUCUGAAAGAAUCCAUAAUUGCCUUAUUUUCAUCGUUUGCGACGAUGCUCUAGGCAUCAUGUGUCAUUUUCGGUUAUGUUAUUUAAUAUUUACAUGUCUUGCUGUUGUAACUUAUUAACUCUUUCCGAAUAAAAAUGUGCCAGCUAAACCAGCUUUAUGCAUAUAACCAUACGAUCGUACGAUCAGCUUUAUGCAUAUCACCCUAAUAAGACGUUUAUGUAAUAUAUAUAUGUAUACAUGAAGAAACCGCAAUGUUAAAAUAACAAAAAGAAGAAGAAACCAAUGUUUCUAUCAUUUGUUUUUCAAUUUUUUUCCUUAAAGAAUUUGUUCAG